AUGGGUUCGAGAGUUGAUUACGAGAAAAGACUCGCUCAGGAGAUCAGUGACAUUGAAAAGGAUUCCGGCUUUAAAUUGAGAGUUUUAGCACAAAAUUACCCUGACACGCCAGGCAAUAUAUUAAAUAUCAAUGUUGGGGCUACUGUUGACUUAGACAUUCCCCGAAGCUUUUGGAGCCGUUUGGCAGGGAAAUAUGGAAAUAUGUUUUACUGGAAAGAGAAGGGGGAAGAAGCGUCUAUUGAAGCUGCUGUCAUGGCAAUAUCCAAUUGCUUAAGAGAACCUGUGGGAUCAAGUAAUUGCUCCGAGGGGGACAAGGGAGUGUUAAAGCUCCCAUUUGUUGGAAUCCAUAUUCCUCUUUAGCUUGCUCUAAUAACAUCAAAAACUCUGGAUUCCUCAGAUAGCUCAGCUCCAAGAUAAACCUCUUUGAUUUCCCACCAUUGACUG
Hibiscus syriacus is the source of this 444-nucleotide messenger RNA. Its product is annotated as thylakoid lumenal 15.0 kDa protein 2, chloroplastic-like. The record is from RefSeq and is a predicted model, not a curated record. Lineage: Eukaryota; Viridiplantae; Streptophyta; Magnoliopsida; Malvales; Malvaceae. The coding region runs from base 1 to 360 and encodes 119 amino acids. The transcript has 5 exons.